Pseudomassariella vexata is the source of this 2229-nucleotide messenger RNA. RefSeq lists its product as uncharacterized. The transcript is spliced from 3 exons. The coding region runs from base 1 to 2229 and encodes 742 amino acids. Gene Ontology annotation, molecular function: flavin adenine dinucleotide binding; N,N-dimethylaniline monooxygenase activity; NADP binding. Lineage: Eukaryota; Fungi; Ascomycota; Sordariomycetes; Amphisphaeriales; Pseudomassariaceae. The record is from RefSeq and is a predicted model, not a curated record.
AUGUGGCUUGUGUGGAUGGUGCCGCCUUCCUGUUGUGCUGAGGUCCCCGCGCUCAUUCGUGACUCAGGUGCCGGUCCGUCGGGACUGGUCGCCGCGAAGACACUUCUGCACGAUGUCGCUCCAGGCUACUUCAAUGUCACCAUUUACGAUGCCCAGUCACGCGUUGGUGGACUGUGGCCACUCUCAAAAUUCGAUACCGCGGGACUUGUGCACCCGCUGAUGGUGGCAAACCAGAGUAAGCACACGAUGCAGUUCAGCGACCUCGCGUGGGACGAUGCUACACCCCAGAUGCCAAAGGCCUGGCAGGUGGGUCAGUACCUUGACCGCUAUCUGAAGAGAUACGGAGGAGCAGACGUGCGGCUCGGCCACAGGGUAGUGCAGACGGAGUUGCAAGAUGGAGGCGCAUGGAAGGUCCAGACCGAGUCUGACCAAGGACCCGAAACCAGCUUGUUCGACUACCUGCUUGUGACGACAGGGUUCUUUGGAACGCCAAUAUGGCCCGACUACAUACCAAAGGACGCGGAAAUACCCAUCAUGCACAGCAGCAAAUACAGAGAUCUCAAGGCUUUACUGUCCAGAACCAACGGUCAGGGGGGAAGGAUACUUGUUGUGGGCGGACAAAUGUCUGGUGUCGAGAUCGCCGGCACUAUCGCUACACAUCUGUCAUCCGCUGCGAAUUGUCCUGGAGCCAAGCCUAUCCAAAAUCCAGAAAAGUACUCGAUACAUCAUGUGGCACAUCGACCGUCUUGGGUAUUUCCGUUGUUCACCACAGCAAAGGCUGACGCCUCUGCGCCGCCUUUCCUGCCGUGUGACCUGCCUUCCUACAAUCAAGCCGUCCGGCCUCAACCCCUUGAGAAUAAUCAGGGCCAUAUCAGCGUCGACUCGGCCAAGCAUCUUAACUCUGUCUUUCAAUUUGUUCUCGGAACCGACCAGGCCGAGUUCUCUCCUAACCUCAGAUUGCACGGCGACAGCCUGGAGCAACAGCCCUUCCUCGCUAUGAGCUCACAUUAUGCUGACUUCGUCAGAUCCGGACUCAUUAUACCCAGUAUCGGCAAGGUGACUUCAUUGUCAGGCGACACCGCUACGGUGUCUCCGGGAAACCGGGAGAUCGGUGAUAUCGCGGCCGUUGUUCUGGCCACUGGUUUCGAUCCCGCUCCGUCUGUGGCUUUUCUACCAGCAGAUGUACUCGGUACCAUUUCAUAUGAUCCUUCUCAGCCGAGUCUGCCUACAGGUCUAGCGUUUCAUGGCACUCAACAUCCUUCCUUGCCCACUCUAGGCUUCAUUGGGUUCUAUCGUUCACCUUAUUGGGGCGUCAUGGAGAUGCAGGCGCGGUUCAUGGCAAAGUUGUGGACGACCCCAGACCACUCUGCAGUCCUCAAAGAGGCACUGCGAAGAGAUGAUUCCAUUUCGCGGACGCUGACUUUAAGAUCAGAUCCAAGAAUGUCUCAGUUCCCUAUGGGUGAUUACCAGUGGCUGAUGCAGGAGUUUGCAAAGGCAUUGGAGAUCACGAUAUCAGACCCACUAGAGAUACCGCCACUGGGGAACGACAAGAGCAUGGACAUCAUUACACCUGCUCGGUACGCAUAUCCGGGGGUCAAGGAUGCGCAGCUGGUCGAGAUAAAGAAAAACUUGACUUCAACGCAAGAAACCGCUAUCGUAGGUCUCACGAAAGCCAAGUUCGUUGCCCAUGCGGUCUUCAGGUCGCUGCUCGGGGAGUGGAGGCUCGAGCGUGACCUUUCGUCUCGUCUCCCUUCACACCCAAGCGGGAGAUUUGUGGGGACCGCCAAGUUCCUCCUCCGCGAAGGAACGACCGACGGCAGAGAAGUCCCAGAGGAUGGUGACUUGGGUAUGGAGUAUCUAUACAUUGAAGACGGCGACUUUACCGCCAGCAAUGGGAUGACCUUCCGGGCGACCAGACGCUAUGUCUGGCGUUACGACGAAACUCGCGAUGUGCUCAGUGUGUGGUUCGCCAAGACUGAUGACAACAUGAGAGCAGACUACUUGUUCCACGAGCUGGAGUUUAUUGUACCCACCGAAAAUGAUGGGAAGGGAUGGAAGGCCAAGGCGAGCCAUCUUUGCAUUGAGGAUCUAUACGAUGUGCACUAUGAUUUCUUGUUUAAGGCUGUCAACUUGAAGGAGUUCAGGCUGGGAUAUACUGUCAAGGGUCCCAAGAAGGACUACACCAUUGCUGGUGUUUAUCGGAGGGCCGAGACUUUGGUUACUCUGUGA